ACCGAGUUCUUGCGGACAAUACCGACUGCGAUUCGGAGAUUUCCGUUAAACUGACAAGCCAAUCGGAGCGAAGGACGGAGGCGAUUGUGUUUGUAAAUCUAAACAAAACAUGUCAGAGUUUAAGUUUGACAGGGCGAGCUCUGCGAGUUCAGAUGGAGAUAGUUGUAGCAGUGAGGAGGCAGAGAAAGGGGACGGCGAGCCAGUAGAAUCACCGCUUAAACUUGUGAUAAAAAAGGGCGAAAAUGAGCGGCCUCCUCGAUCAAGCAGCAAGUUCCCACAGAGUCCGACCAAGUUACAGCCCAAGAAGAAGCCGACGUCGAGUGGUGCACAGAAGUCUAUGGCUCGAGUCCAUCAGUCAGGGAUACGGGUGUUGUAUACAGCGGGCAGGCCUCCCUGGUAUAAUACCCAUGGAGAGCUCAAGGAGGCUUUUGUCAUUGGUUUGUGUGGAGGCAGUGCCUCUGGGAAAACAACGGUUGCCAAGCGGAUUAUAGAGGCUCUCAGUGUGCCCUGGGUCAGCUUGCUCAGCAUGGACUCCUUCUACAAGGUAUUGGGAGAAAAGGAGCAUGAAGCGGCCAACCGGAACGAGUACAACUUUGAUCACCCUGAUGCCUUUGACUUUGAACUCCUUGGUAAAACCCUCGCUAGACUACGCUCUGGCAAGAAAGUGGAUGUACCAGUCUACAACUUCCUCUCACACAGUCGAGAGACUCAGACUAAAACUAUAUAUGGUGCCAAUGUUGUGAUAUUUGAGGGCAUCAUGACCUUUGUGAACAAAGAAUUAUUACCUCUCAUGGACAUGAAGAUAUUUGUGGACACAGACAGUGACAUUCGUCUGGCAAGGCGUAUGAAGCGUGAUAUCACAGAGCGAGGCAGGGACGUGGAAGGGGUGCUCAAGCAGUACAACACCUUCGUGAAACCGGCCUUUGACUAUUACAUCGCCCCAACCAUGAGUUACGCUGAUAUUAUCGUCCCCCGUGGGGGAAGCAACAAAGUGGCUAUAGAUCUGAUAGUGCGCCAUGUGCAUUCUCAACUCAAAAUGCGAGGUUUCUGUCUGCGACAGAGCCUGGCCAGUGCAGGUAACAACGGUCAUCCACUGCCAUCAUCCCUGAAAGUCAUGGAGAACACAUCACAGAUCAAGGGAAUUCACACAUUCAUUAGAAAUCGUGACACAUCUCGUGAUGAGUUCAUAUUCUACUCCAAGAGGCUCAUGAGACUGCUGUUUGAAUACGCCAUGGACCUUCUACCACACAAGACAGUUAUCAUUGAAACUCCACAAGGCAUUCCAUAUGAGGGAACAAGACUAGAUACAAAAAAGAUAGUUGGUGUGUCCAUCCUGCGGGCGGGAGAGACGAUGGAGCAGGCCCUCUGUGAGGUGUCCCAGAACAUCACCAUUGGCAAGAUCCUCAUACAGACCAACCUUGACACUGGCGAACCGGAGCUGCACUAUCUGCGCCUGCCCAAGGACAUCAAGGAGGCCCACGUGAUGUUGAUGGACGCCACCGUAGCCACAGGAGCGGCGGCCAUGAUGGCCAUACGGGUCCUGCUGGACCACGACGUCCCUGAGGAGAAUAUCAUCCUUCUCUCCAUGCUCAUGGGCGGAUCUGGUGUUCAUUCUAUUGCCUACGCAUUCCCAAACGUGAAGCUUGUCACCACUGCUGUGGAUAAGGAGGUCAACGAUGAAUUCCACAUUCUACCUGGUCUUGGUAACUUUGGAGACCGCUACUUUGGCACUGACUUCACGGCUGACAGACAAGAACCACCAAUGGCAUCUUGACAAUGCCUACCUGCCACAUUGUGCAUCUGACAACACACCUUCAUUAUCAUCAUCAUCAAGCAAUUCUAGAUAAUCGAUAUAAUAAAAUAUUAUUUAAUACCUAGUUGAUGUAAUUACUUAUAGGAGCUAUGAUUGUUUUGCAAUUUUUCACAUAAUUUGAUUAUAAUAAACGUGGAAAAUAUUUCAAACAUCAUUUCUGCGUAUCAUCACUGAAUAUUAACUUUGAACUUUAUGUUUUGCAAAUUAAUUAAAAUUAGCCUCGCUCUAGGAACACAGGGCUUAAUCAACUUGCAUAAAGUGUCAUCCCAGAUAAGCCUGUGCUGUCUGCACAGGCUAAUCAGCAGUGACACUUUCCCCUUAUUUGUAUUUUUUGUAAACAGGAAAUCUGUUCUUAACAAAAUUCCAGCAUAAGCUGAAAGUGUCAGCCCUGUUUAACCUGUGGAAACUGCGCAGGCUAAUCAGGGACUACACUUUACGCACAGGCAUUAAGCCCUGUUUUCCAGAGUGAGACUAAAAUCUUAUUUAUGGGAUUCAACUGUUUUAUCAAGUCAUUAUUUGCCCUGGAAUGCUUAACAAGAUAUUAUGUUUUUUAUUUUCUGUACCUACAAGGCUAUGUGCAUAAUGUGUAGAUGUGUAGGUUUGAGUUAAAGCUAACAAUAUAUUAUUGUUCUUAAAUAUUGUUGUAUCAUUUUGAGGUAAUCAUUUAAUAUUGAAGAUGUGUUACAUAAAGUUUAUCUAAAAAUGUGUUCAGUAAUCAAAUGUCUUUUUUCAAGAAAUUUCACAUAAGUCAACUAAACAAUGAUAUUUUUAUAAUUUUACAGAGAUUUGUGUUUGACUGUGGGUUGUCAAUUAUUUUAUCCUCCUGGUAUGUCCAGGUUUCUUUUAAAUUAAUAAUUUAAUCCAAAGAAAAUGUUCAUGAAUCGUUUCUGUUGUCUUAAUGUCAUAAUAAUUUGAAAUGUAACCAAGGAAUUCUGUAAUCAGGUAAUUGUCAUGUUAAUAUGUCAAUAAUAAUUUUUUGCUAUUUAAAAAAUUCAGAAUGUGUAAAAGCCAAUUUUUUAUGCUCCCCCAAAAUUUAUUUUGGGGGGAGCAUAUAGUCGCCGCUUCGUCUGUCCGUGUGUGUGUGUGUCCGUCCGUCUUUGCACAAUUUUUACCCGGGCUAUUUCUCAGCAACUAAUGACCGGAAUUAAAUGAAACUUUAUGGGAAGCUUCACUACCAAAAGGAGAUGUGCAUAUUAUCAGCGGGUUCUGGUUGGAUGAGUUAUGGCCCUUUGAAAUUUUCUAUAAAAAAAUUCUUGUCCCCCCAACUACUGUGCCCUCAAGACGUCUCCUUUUAUCUGAAUAUAUAGUGCAAUAUUGUGACAAAAAAACCUUUGGGGAGCAUCACCCAUCUCCGACGGUUUCAUGUUUGUUAAAAAUAUGUUCCAAAUUCUGAACAAAUAUCAGCCACUCUGGGACAAAUGCACUCUUAAAUGCAUAAAGUGUAGUACCAGACUAGCCUGUGAAGUGCACGCACACACAGGUUAAUCAGGGAAUACAUUUUCCGCUUUUAUGGAAUUUUUGAUUUAAAGGAAGUCUCUUCUAAACAAAUAUCCAGUCCAGGCAGAAAGUGUCAGCCAUGAUUAGCCUGUGCCUCAGUCAAUAAUACAUGCUAGUAUUUACCUUUUUAUCAGUGUAUAUUAUAGUAUUAUAGCAAAGUAUUAUCAUUAGGUGAGUAAACGAAACAAAUGAUACAAAACUAUGUACUUUGGGUGACCAGGGACGUAUUCUCACCAUCAUUUAAACUUUAAAUUGUCACUGUUGUAUUGUACGCUUUGCAUCAACAAUGUGACACAUUGUCAUCCCAGAUUGCCUUUGCUAUUACACAUUAACUGUUCACUCAUUGCUUUUUCAGACUCCAUUAAAUGGUAUCCCAUCGUGUAUAACAUUAUGAUGAAUAUCACAAAUAUCUUCAUUUGGGUCAUUUGUUAGUAUACCCUAAACAUGAAUUAUUCUGAACAAACAUCAGACGAGUCAUUCCUUUAAUGUAGAACAUGCUCAAGUGUGAACUGUUCUUGCUUCGAAAAUGUUGUAUGAAACCAAUUAUUUACAUAAACGCAUCUAGAUUUUUGCAAAUUAAUUUUGAUUUGUAUGAAUACAUUUUUCUUAAGAAUGGAAAUCCAUGAUUGUAAAGGGCUUAAAAGUAUAAGGGUUGUUACUCUUCAGUAUUUACAGAGUAAUAAUUAGCCUUUGUUUUAUGAUCAUUUUGAUUGCAUUUCUUCAUCAGUAUAAAAGGGCUUUGGAAUGUACUUCAUGUUAUGUUAGAGAUCUUGCAGAGGAAGUUGAAUUACACUUUCUUCUUUAUAAACAUGUCUUUGUUAGCAUUUAUUGUUAAUUGCAACAAUCUCAUUCAUUUAAAUUCAUUUAUUCUGGAAAAAUUGGAUUUAUUAAAUGUUCCAUUCAUCACAAAUUUUAACCUUUUUUCUAUCAAAAUGUGUUAAAAUAUCUCUUAUUUUAGUUUAGUGCAAUUUAAGCUAUUUAUAUGGUGUUUUAACAGUAAUCAAAGUGUGUAAAAUAUGUUUUAAGUGUUUUCAUUUGUAAUGUCAUAAUUACCGUGCCUGUUUUUAACACAGAAUAGGUUAUAAGAGGCAUUUUUAUAACACAUAUUUAAGGUUUACAGUAUCGUUUAGCUUAAUUUUGAACUGUCUGUAUAAUUUUGACUGACUUUGAAAGAAACCUGUUAUGUUAUAACCAUUGCCCAAUAUCGAUUUCCAAAGUGUGCAACGUGAUGUGUUUUUUUUCCAAAAUUAUUUUGUAAAUAUUUUCCAGUGUGUUUUGAAUGAAAAAAUGUGAUAUUUCUUCUCUUUCCAAUGAUGUACCAGCAUAAUAAAUGGAAGCUAACACAAUUUAUAUUUUUAUUGUUGGGCUUUUGUCAUGGUAACCAAAAAUUGUAAGAAAAUACUGUUGAAUUGAUAAUAUGUGUACUGCUGCAAGUAGCAAUAGUGUUAUUAAUUAUUUUAUCAUAAUGUUAAUUGUGCGAAUUUUAUGGUAAAUUAUAUUUUUAUAUUACAAGAUAUACUGGAAGAUUUUGUAUGUGAUAAUUAAAUUCGAUUUUAAGUGUUGUAAUAUUAAUUUCAGCUAAAGUUCUGUUGAUUGAGUAUGCUGUUGGUAUUGUGUGAGAUUGACUCCAAAAAUGUAUGAUCCAGUAUGCGAAAACCAAAUCGAUCAACACUUACGUCUUUCGGCCAUCUUGACAACAUGUUGAAUCUCAGUGAAUUGAUGUCAUUUUACAUUUUCCUGAUUUGAUUGUUAAACCACAGCAACCUCACAAGGUGUGAAUGAUUAAUAAGAUGAAUGAAUGUUCAACACUUGUUUAUUAAAGAACACCCUCUGAAAAUCAGAUAGCCUCUAAAAGGUUUAAUACAAAUAACGGUAUAUUUUGAUCUUUCUAACAAGUGGGUUUGAUGUGAUCUAAAUUGUUUGAUAAUGAGUAUCAUAUACAUUUUACUGGAAUCAGAUUUUUGUUUGUAAGCAAAUAAAACAGAUUUUUUGUCACAAUGUCAAGCAUAUAUUGUCACAUAACUUAUGGAUUUAGAAAUAUAUGUUAAUGAAUGAGUGAAGCAUUUGUAAAACAUAAACAUUUAAACAGGAAGCUGUUAAUUCUGCUGUUCAUAAUAUGCUGUAGUUGUUUAAUUUUAUGUAAGGUAUAUACUUGUAUAAUUAAAUCCAACUUAUGGACAAAAUGCAGAUGUCCAACAUCAUAACAUCAAGCCUGAUUGUUUAAAAACAUUUCUAAUAGGUAUGUGUUUUUGAUGUGUGCCAUUGCCUUAGGUUUAGUUAAUUUGGAAAUCAAGGUAACUUGUUGUUCUACUGAAUGUCACUUUAUGUAAAUCUACUUGUGGGUGUUGUUUGAAUGCAAAUCUUCUAUGAAAUGUUUAAGAAAUUUUGAAAAAUGCUCUAAGGUCCUAACUGAAAAGCCACUGUCUUUCAAAUUGUUGUUCAUUGUCAUGUGUCCCACGGAAGAUUUUAUUGGUCAUAAUCAUAUUUUAUAUUAAUGCGGUAUAACAUCAUAAUGUUUCUUGUGAUUUUCAGACACAGUUUGUUGCUGUUAAUUUAUAUAAAGCAACAUGGUGGUAUCACAUUCAAAUUACUGUAAAAUUAUAGGCUAGUAUCUUUUUAUGCCCCCGGAUCGAAUGAUCGGGGGUAUAUUGUUUUUUGCCUGUCUCUCUGUCAUUGUCUGUCUGUCUGUCAUUGUAUGUGUAAAAAAACUUUAAACUUGGGCAUAACUUUUGCAAUAUUGAAGAUACCAACUUGAUAUUUGGCAUGCAUGUGUAUCUCAUGGAGCUGCACAUUUUGAGUGGUGAAAGGUCAUGGUCAUCCUUCAAGGUCAAAUAUAUGGCUUUAAAGCGGUGUAGUAGGAGGCUUGGUGUUUCACAGCUCUUGUUUGUAUGUGUUAUAAUCCUACAUGUAUAUAUCCAUCAUCUAUCACAAAUAUAACUGCCAGCUACUCUCCUUGAUUCUCUUCUAAGCAUGAAGUUAUCAUUUUGGUUGUUAAUCAAUAAAAUUUACAUUGUGGUUUAAUUGUUGAAAUCAGUUCAUGUUUGUGUUAGGUUCACAUAAUUGGUUGCCAAUAAUUUUCAUAAGCAAUAAUGUGUAUAUCAACAUAGCUGUAUUUUUUUGCAUCUGUUUUGUUUAAAAAACAAAUAACUAGAUUGUGGAAAGCAAUGAUUUUAAUAGCAUUUUAUUAAUUUAUUAUAAAUCCAUCUAUACAUCUAGAACUGUAUUGCUAUACAUCUUUAUUUUUUGGUUGCACUUGUAUCAUUCAUAAGAUGAUUUACAAUGUAUUGUUUGUUUAAUGUCAUUUGUAAUAUGUUUAUGUUUAAUACGUAUUUGAUUUUCAAGAAUUGAGAAUGUUUUUAUUACAAAUAAAAAAACUGUUUCAAGUUGUAAUCACAAUUAUUAUAACCUAAAUGAUUUUUAUGCCCCCCUUCGAAGAAGAGGGGGUAUAUUGUUUUGCUUAUGUCGGUCCGUAUGUCUGACCGUCCAUCCACCAGAUGGUUUCCGAAUGAUAACUCAAGAACGCUUAGGCCUAGGAUCAUGAAACUUCAUAGAUACAUUGAUCAUGACUCGCAGAUGACCCCUAUUGAUUUUGAGGUCAAAGGUCAAGGUCACGGUGACCCAAAAUAGUAAAAUGGUUUCUGGAUGAUUACUCAAGAACGCUUAUGCCAAGGUUCAUGAAACUUCAUAGGUACAUUAAUAAUGACUCCCUAUUUAUUUUCAGGUCACUCGGUCAAAGGUCAAGGUCACGGUGACCCGAAAUAGUAAAAUGGUUUCCGGAUGAUUACUCAAGAACGAUUAUGCCUAGGAUCGUGAAACUUCAUAGGUACAUUGAUCAUGACUCGCAGAUGACCCUCAAUGAUUUUCAGGUCAAAGGUCAAGGUUACGGUGACUCGACUUAAAAAAACGGUUUUCGGAUGAUUACUCAAGAACGCUUACGCCUAGGAUCAUGAAACAUCAUAGGUAUAUUGAUCAUGACUCGCAGAUGACCCCUAUUGACUUUCAGGUCACUAGGUCAAAGGUCACGGUGACUUGACACAGUAAAAUGGUUUCCGGAUGAUAACACAAGAAAGCUUACGCCUAGGAUCAUGAAACUUAAUAGGUACAUUGAUCAUGACUCGGAGAUGACCCCUAUUGAUUUUCCGGUCACUAGGUCAAAGGUCAAGGUCACAGUGCCAAACGUAUUCACACAAUGGCUGCCACUACAAAUGACAGCCCAUAUGGGGGACAUGCAUGUUUUACAAACAGCCCUUGUUUUCAUAAAUAUAUUAUAAGCAUCACUUAAUUGUUCUUCUUAUUAGAAAAAAGCAGUUGAUUUAUAUGUUUCUGUCUUACAAGUUAAAAGUAGUUUUUCGAUAUUAGACUUCAUUUCAAUAUUAUAUUUUACUACUUGUUUGUAUAGAAGUAUUUUCUGUAAAUAACGUUCAUUAGAUGAUUUCUAUGUGCCUGUUCAAUACAUUGUGUAAAUAGUGUCAUUCUAGUUUUAUAUAGUAGUGCGUAAUAUAAGGAAUAUUAUCAAACAAUUAUUUUAAGUAGUUGUGUAAUUAAUGGUAGUUCUAUCAUUUGAUGAUAUCAGUUUAUAAAUACAUGUUCUUAUUUGAGCAAUAUCUUCCCAGUCAUCUGUGCAAUUAUUAUUCUACCACAGUCGCACAGGCAUGCACAUUAGUUUGAGAAGGGAGCUUACCAUGGGUUAUUAUCCGGAUAUCCCAAUGGAUGUUUAAAGUGACGUCAAUUUGAUUGUCCGCGCACUGUUUAUGAAUGAAGACGAGGCAAUUUGAUUUUCAUUGUUGUGGUGAUGAGGAAAAGUGAAGGACAUUCGAUUAAUGUAAUUCUCAUUUAUUACCUUUAAAUCACGGGUAACUUAUUAAUGAAAUCAUGUUAGAAUUGAAAUAAUUGAUGGGUAACAGUUGGUUAUUGCGGAAAUAAUAAACGGUAUGUCGUUCAGAUGCUUGUUAUCAAACUACUCGGGCUACGCCCUCAUGCUUUAAUUUCUACGCAUCAGAACUCCAUACCGUUGGUUAUUACCGCAAUAACCAACUGGUACCCGUCGAUUACUUCUUAAUUAAAUGUUAAUGUUAACUAAUGUAUUAAAGCACAUUUUAUCUUUACUCCAACCUUGCAACUACCCAGGCAAUUUUUUCAUUGUCACUAUAUAAUCUUUAGAGUGAUUUAAUUGAAAUGCACAACAUGUGAAAAUACCAAUGCAAUAAUUUCUUAAUUUGCCAAGUGUUUCAGUGUGUCAAAAAAUACACAUGUAACAUUACUUUAGUACAGUGUAAUAAUUCUUCAUAUUUAAAUAAUUGCUUUGUGUUCUAAUGUUUCCACAUACAUGGCAGUACAGUGAUAUUUAAGUUGAUGUUGUCUACACGUUGAUGAUAAAAGAUAUUUUUGCAUUUAAAGAUGUUCAGGGUGAUAGUUUAUUAAUUUACUCUAGGGUUUUCUUUAUUUUACAUGGUUUUAUCAUUGCCCUAUGAAAUACUAUGAUUGUACAUACAUGUAUAUCAAUAUAUCAAGGUGUCAUUUUAUGCCUGAAUGCGCAUGUAUACAUAUGUUAUACAAGGUUGUCAUGUAAAACAGGCUUUGAUGCUUAUGGGUCUCAAUAAAAUACGAGAACAUUC
Dreissena polymorpha is the source of this 8925-nucleotide messenger RNA. Its product is annotated as uridine-cytidine kinase-like 1. The transcript is spliced from 13 exons. The record is from RefSeq and is a predicted model, not a curated record. NCBI's taxonomy places the organism in Eukaryota, Metazoa, Mollusca, Bivalvia, Myida, Dreissenidae. The coding region runs from base 110 to 1774 and encodes 554 amino acids. Gene Ontology annotation, cellular component: cytoplasm. Gene Ontology annotation, molecular function: kinase activity; ATP binding.